UUUCGCAGCCUUGCGGAGCGGAGUUACAACUGAGAAGUUUGGUCUCAAGUCUACCGCAGAUCAAUAUAAUUCGAGUCAUCCGCCCUUUUAUGUAUUCUUUGGUGUAAGUCGUUGACUCCGAUGGUUGGCAGUCUCGCGGGAGUAUUCAUCUUUCUUUCCAUUCGUUCUUAGAGCUUCUCCUCGCCUGGCAAAGGUGGCAUACCUUUGUGAAAAAGAUGGCUGCACUCUCUGCCACAGCCCGACCUCUCCUUCGACUUCGGAAUCUUCGAUCAUGCGUCCCCCACCGCUUCGCGACUUCCUCUUCGUCAGCCGCUACCGCGAGCUCCAAACGUAUCCCCAAGAUCUCUUCUCCGAACUCCAUAUCAAAAGCGAAUGUCUCCGCCCCGAAAGGAUCCUCAACGCAACUAGGCAAAAGCCAGCCGCCUAGCAUACCUGUGCUGGGCGGCCCAGCGUCGCAGUUUAUAAAGGAGCUGCCCCCGGAGCUAGCGAGAAAGCAAUGGUACGCGCAAAAGCUAUACGAGGCAGGGCAAACAGCUAUAUACAGACCCCCAUCUCACUUUGGGAUCUACGCCGCGUCAUUUGUAAUGGGAAGCAGUUCUUUGGCGAUUGCUGGUCUUCUCGCAUACGGUAACAUCUGGGCUUGGGAAGGAGACUCCGAACUACCAUGGUUUGUGCCAGUCGCACAUCGAUUGGGGAUUUUCGUCUUCUCGGCCGUCGGCUGGCUGAUUAUGAUGCGAUCAUUAAGGUUCAUCAAAGCAAUCGACCUUGUGCCGGUAAACGGGAUUGUCAAGUUGGCGGUCCAGGUACGCCGGCCACUACCUUUUCUGAAACCCAAAGAAUUUCUUGUCGCGCCUUAUCGCUUUCAAAUGGACUCAAAGUUCGUGCAACAACUAGAGGAACCUGUUUUCAUCGCGGACCAUGCAGAAGUUUCGUCUUCAGCAAACAGAGCCUCGAGAGGAUUCGCCUCAAGUAUUGGUCGAGCCAUCAGCAAAGCAAUCUAUUAUCCGUUUGCAUCAACGAGAAGGGUAAUGACUCUGGAAGGUUUUAUGUUCGUCAACUUUGAGGGGAGCCGUGGCAAGAUGAAGCUUGACACGCAGGGUCUUUUCUCCAACGGAGCAAAGGAUCUUAUCGAAAUGGGCACUAUAAAGUUCUGAUCGUCUAUCACGCCAGGGCUAUCGAAGAAACUAUUCUGGAGCUUCUUGCCACACAUGCCAGAGGAAAGCCAUGGAUCCGACUCGCAGCAGAUUCACAGCAGACUUCUGGGCAGCCAUUUGAGGUCAGAAGAAUGUCGGACAGAGUUUCAUGGGAUAUUGUAAUACCCAAGCGGCUCUAGAUACUUUGGCUCAGCCCUUCCAGCAGGAAAUGCAGGUCGGUUCAAACCAAAAGCCACGCAGCGAUGAAUUUCAUAUCAGACACCGAUGUCAAUUGACAGUAAAGUCUCGGAUGUUUGGACCACGAUCUGUUGGCCUACAGCUUAUAUCCCUCGGGUUGCACACGAUGAAGAGGCUACUUAAGCAACGAAUGGUCUUUUUCGAGGCAGCUGUAUUAUCAUUAGCAUGUACAAUACCCGGGAAAUCUUCACUAUACCCCUUUCCCUCGAGGUACUUGAAAGGUACUUCCUUAUCAGUGAGGUAACCUGCUGCUCCUGGAGUUCCUCCUUCAGUCUUUGGAUCUAUGAUGCUCUUCCAAUUCUCCAUGGCCUUCAAAACUCGCCGGUCCCAAGUCACAGGUCCGCAUGGUAUUUUCUCCACUGCUGCAAAAUGGCAGUUCCCACAACGGCAUUGUUCGGAGAUGGGUGGUCUUAUACUGACAGUGGUCCACGGAAAAUAUGUGACAAAAUAUGCAGAGAUCUUGUCAACUAAAGUCCAUCGAGGGAUUAAGUCUACGACCUGUGGCAGGACACGGGCCGUACGGCAGCUCUUUGUGGCGCGAGACCGGGAUGCAACUAUACGAUCAGUAUGUAGACGCCGCAUAAAG
This is a messenger RNA of Cladophialophora immunda, 1977 nucleotides long. RefSeq lists its product as uncharacterized. The transcript has a single exon. Bases 216 to 1154 code for a protein of 312 amino acids. The record is from RefSeq and is a predicted model, not a curated record. Lineage: Eukaryota; Fungi; Ascomycota; Eurotiomycetes; Chaetothyriales; Herpotrichiellaceae.